CGGGGCCUCGUGCGCACAGGUGAGCCCCGCACGGGCGCGAGGACAGAGGUGGGCGAUGCGCGUCCUGAUACGGACGCCGGUACUCGGGCUGCAGUCUCCGCUCCGGCAUGGCGCGCAGGUGCGUGGGGAGGUGCGCGCCCCUCUUCUUCCUCGCGCUCCUCUUUGACGCGGCCGGCCUGGUCUUGCUCCUCGUGGGGAUCUUCGGGAACCUCCGCCUGGACGGCCGCUUCUACGGGGACUUCUUCAUCUACACGGGCUCCCUCAUCAUCUUCCUCAGCCUGGUGUGGUGGGUGCUGUGGUACACCGGGAACGUGCAGCUCCCCGGGGACGAGCGCAGGAGCUCCCUGGACAUCAGCUUCACGCACUGGGCCCGGAAGCUGUCCGAGAGGCUGUCCAAGAACGGCGUGAAGCCCCUGGAAGCGGGGUCCGCCUGGAGGGGCGAGGAGGAGGAGGAGCGGGUGAAGAAGAAGAGCAUGGGAAUGGAGGCGGACGGGGCCGCGCGCUCUCGAACUACAAGGGAGGGCGGCAGCGGGGGCGCGCUGACGGGCCUGGACAACCGGGGGUUCGAACCGGAGAAGAACGUGGAGCUGGGGGUCCUGCGGGGCACGGACGUGGCUCUGCGGGCGGCGGAGGAGAAGGUGGAGAGGCUCCUCUGACACGGACGACGACGUCCGACUCUCCUUCCUGUGGAUGGACUUCAGUUCUCCUGCGAACUCCAACUGACUGAAAAUCUUUGAACUUUGAUGACUGAAGUCACUUUUUUAUAAUAUGAAUCAAGAGAGGAUUUCUCAAUCAGGGAUAAAUAAACCCUGUCCAUGGAGAUCAGGGUCUUUAUUAUGUACAUAGCAAAUCUUUAUUUUUUAAAUGUUGAUUUUGUGGCAGAUGUAAAUUAUUUUUAUGUCAAAUAAAGUUUACAUGGAUUUAGUCACUGACUAAAUGUCUGAUAA
Messenger RNA from Salarias fasciatus (jewelled blenny), 947 nucleotides. Its product is annotated as transmembrane protein 238-like. The coding region runs from base 108 to 656 and encodes 182 amino acids. The transcript has 2 exons. Lineage: Eukaryota; Metazoa; Chordata; Actinopteri; Blenniiformes; Blenniidae. The record is from RefSeq and is a predicted model, not a curated record.